UAUAUACCCUACCUGGGUUGACAGACGCACCGGUUGCCAAGUGCGUGAGGGUCGCCUACAGUAAUGCCUUGACGGAAGAAGGCUGUGGUUGUGUCAACAGCAGUUAAAUGUAGUUCAUUAACAAAGUGGCGAAGGUCGACUCGACGCCUGUCCUAAUUUGGAAAGUGAGGACGCACCUGUGACAGUUUGUGCCAGGAUGAGGAGAGACCUUGGAGUGGCGCUGCUCUUGCUGCUGUUUACAGCUGUAGAGUCCAACAGCAUGUCUCCACCAGGGAAACCAGUCCUGCUUGGCUGCAGGUCCCCUGAGAAGGAGACAUUUACCUGCUGGUGGGAGCCAGGAUCCGACGGAGGGCUGCCGACCACGCACCGCCUCUAUUACGAGAGAGAAACAUUGGAGGGAGUGCACGAGUGUCCGGACUAUCUGUCAGCUGGGAGGGACUCCUGUUUCUUUAACAAGAGUCACACCUCCAUCUGGGUCUACUACUACCUGACAGUGGUGGCCUUCAAUUCCCUCGGAAAUGCCACUUCAGACACCCUUAAGAUUGAUGUGAUGGAAAUCGUGAAGCCCAAUGUUCCUGAAAAUGUAACCAUGCUGGUGGAGGGGAAAGAGGACACUCCAGAUAUUCAAAUCAGAUGGGAGCGUCCCUAUAACACGGACACCAAGUCUGGCUGGGUCACCGUUAAAUAUGAACUAAGAGUCAAACAAGAAGGCAGCAACAAGUGGAAGUCGUAUACGUCAGGUACACAAACCCAUUUCACCCUGUACAGCGUCAGUCCCGGGUUGGUGCAUAUGGUCCAGGUGCGUUGCAGACUAGACCACGGCUCCUGGAGUGAGUGGACCAACACUACCUUUGUGAAGAUCCCUAACAAAUUUCAGAACGAAAAACCGUUUUGGAUAUUGGUUUCCUUCCUCUCUGCAAUUCCUUUCCUUGCAACAAUGUGCAUCUUGGUCAUGAAGAGGAAACAUGUGAAGCAGUGUGUUCUGCCCCCUGUUCCUGGUCCAAAGAUAAGAGGAGUUGAUUUUCAACUUCUCAAGAGCGGGCGUUCUGAAGAUGUCAUCAAUGCCAUGAUCAUCAACCAGAACUUUCCUCUUAUGGUAGGCUGGAAGGAACAGAUGGAGGAUUACCUGAUAGUGACCGAGAAUGACAAUGGGCCUCUGCCGGAUCCCUCCAAUUCUCAAAAAAGAAAGAAAAGCUGGAUUAUGCCAUCUGACUUCUACUUAGACUCAGAAAUACAAUAUAACGGGUCAACCCCCAUCCAAAAUGACUGGCAGACGGCUGAGGAAGCAAAGAAUGAAACAGAUAACUUUGUGGAGCCAUCCCAGCUGCCUACAAAGGAACAACAGUGCCCAAGUAUAAACUUUGUAAACCCAGAAGCAACGGAACGGAGUCUGUCAAAUAGCGGUUAUGUGGAUAUUCAGAAACAUGUGGAAAGCAUACAGGAGGUAGAUGUGAAACAGGUGGACUACAGCAGAGUGAAAGAGGUGAAUGGUGACAAUAUUCUCAUCCUUGAGAAAAAAAAUCAUCACAGCUCUGGCUCCAUGGAUGUUCAGACACAAGAGGACAUAUCCGAGGACUACAGCAGGGUGAAAAAGGUGGACAGUGACAAUAUGGUCUUCCUGCAGAAACAAAAUGUGUCCGUUGACACUUCCUGUAGAGAGAAGGGUAACCAGUACACAGACUGUGUCCUUCAGAAGCAGAGAAACCUUCAUGUGACUGGACCCGAUAAAGUGGGGGUGUGCACAGGACUCAUCGAUAGCGGAUAUGUUGAAACUAUACCUGCACCAUCUUUAAUGUAAAAUUUUGUUUUAUAUGCAAUGUCCAAAUACAUAUGACAAAUGUCCCCAGUAAUUUACUGUGUGAUCAGUGUUUUCACCAUUUUCUGACAUUUAAUGGACCAAACAAUUAAUUGUUAUCAAAUUAUCAACAGAUUCAUCAAUAAAGAACAUAAUCGAACCUUAUUAUCUGAUGGAUUUCAAUGACAUUUGGCAUUCAUGGCCACCAGGCAAUGUAACUUAUCACCUAAUUCACCUAAAACAUUCUAUAUGUCCAGUACUUUGGUUUCUGACUUAGUACUGAACUCAGAUGGUGAACAUGGUAAACAUUAUACUUGCUAAACUUGAACCAUAACACAUUUAGCUUAAAGCACGGUGUGCUUAAGUACAGCCUCACAGAGCCACAGUCAGACAACAAAUAACAAAAAUAUAUGUGUAUACAAGGAAGAGACUGAUCCACGCUGCUACUUUCAAAGUCAUCACACUCACAGCAAACAUAGAAUAUGUAUGUCAGUUAAAGUUUAAAUGAGGUGACAUAUUCUAAUGUAAGCAAGAAGGAAAUCUGGUCAUACUUGCUCAUAAGACUUCAUUUGAUCCAGUUAAACUGAAGAUUAAUUUGGAAAUAAACAUACUGCACAUAAACAUGUUCAUAGUCUAAUCAACUAACCGGUUUAUUUUGCAAUAUAUAUGUAUAAUUAAAAAUGCAACUGGUUUUAAGAAAAUUACCUAUAAGUCACUUGACAUACCAAGUUUCAUUCUGAAAUGUUACACAAUAUUUUUCAUUCAGUUUUCAUUUUCAUAUGUUUUAUUUAAAAUCAAAAAUUAUUACAUUUUGUAAUGCGUUUGAAAUUGCUAAUAAAUUACAUUUCCGUUUUACUUUGAGACGGGACAUCCAUCCUUUUGGAAUGAGACAUUUCAUGUGUAGCGUCUGCAGAGGUGAUUUUCUAUCACAUUGUAUAAGGGGUUUAAAAUAAUUAAUCAAUCAUCCUGUUCUAUUUAAGGAGGGUCAGUGAAAUAAGACAAUUCAA
Messenger RNA from Morone saxatilis (striped sea-bass), 2802 nucleotides. RefSeq names its product prolactin receptor b (gene prlrb). The transcript has 9 exons. Gene Ontology annotation, biological process: cytokine-mediated signaling pathway. Gene Ontology annotation, molecular function: cytokine binding; cytokine receptor activity. Gene Ontology annotation, cellular component: signaling receptor complex; external side of plasma membrane. The coding region runs from base 197 to 1798 and encodes 533 amino acids. Lineage: Eukaryota; Metazoa; Chordata; Actinopteri; Moronidae. The record is from RefSeq and is a predicted model, not a curated record.